Molecule: messenger RNA, 2980 nt
Organism: Culicoides brevitarsis
Lineage: Eukaryota; Metazoa; Arthropoda; Insecta; Diptera; Ceratopogonidae
Gene: pug
Product: C-1-tetrahydrofolate synthase, cytoplasmic
Exons: 10
Coding region: 109-2910 (933 amino acids)
Biological process (GO): tetrahydrofolate interconversion
Cellular component (GO): cytosol
Molecular function (GO): methylenetetrahydrofolate dehydrogenase (NADP+) activity; methenyltetrahydrofolate cyclohydrolase activity; ATP binding
Source: RefSeq, a predicted model, not a curated record
GGUGGUUAGACCUAAAAAUAAAAAAAAAAUAAUUAAUAAUUUUAAUCAUUUUUUGCAUCAAAAUAUUAUUUUGUGAUUUUAUUCAUUUGUUUUUGCCGUUGUGGAAAAAUGUUUGCAAAAUUACUAUCUGGCACCGAGCUUUCUCAAGAAAUUCGGGAUCGUCUCAAAACUGAAGUUGAAGACCUCAAGAAAAAACUUCCAGGAUUCGCUCCUGGUCUUGCGAUUGUGCAAGUAGGUGGACGAGAAGAUUCUAACGUCUACAUUCGCAUGAAAAUCAAAGCUGCCAAUGAAAUUGGCAUCGAGGCACGUCACUUGCAAUUCGAUCGAAGCAUCACCGAGGUUGAGCUCGUCAAUGAGUUGAAUAAGCUCAACAAUGAUCCCAAAAUACAUGGAAUUAUCGUCCAAAUGCCAUUGGAUUCGGACAACAAGAUAGAUUCCCAUUUGAUUACGGAUACUGUUUCGGCAGAUAAAGAUGUCGAUGGUUUGAACACCAUAAGCGAAGGACGAGUAGCUAUCGGGGAAAUGACUGGAUUUUUGCCAUGUACCCCAAAUGGUUGCAUUGAAUUGAUUAAGCAAACAAAUAAAAAGAUAGCUGGUGCAAAUGCCGUUGUUCUCGGUCGCAGUAAAAUUGUUGGAACGCCAGUUGCUGAAUUGCUGAAAUGGCAUGAUGCCACCGUUACUGUUUGCCACUCCAAAACGAAAAACUUGAGUGAUAUUACUCGUCGUGCUGAUAUUUUAGUUGUGGGCAUUGGACGUCCCGAAAUGGUCAAAGGUGCUUGGAUCAAGCCUGGAGCCGUUGUCAUCGAUUGUGGAAUCAAUGCUAUUCCAGAUGAUACGAAAAAGAGCGGUCAACGACUCGUGGGAGACGUUAACUUUGACGAAGCCAGAGAACAUGCUUCAUUCAUCACUCCGGUACCUGGAGGGGUGGGACCAAUGACUGUGGCUAUGUUAAUGCAAAACACUGUUCAGUCUGCGACGAGAGCUGCUAACAAACUGUUGAACAUGGAGUGGAAUUUGAAAACGCUUCCUUUGAAAAUACAAAGUCCAGUGCCAAGUGACAUCGCCAUUUCUCGCGCACAAGAGCCCAAAAACAUUGCCGAUGUAGCAGCCGAAAUAGGACUUUUCCCUAACGAGGUCUCUUUGUAUGGCACAAAAAAGGCCAAGAUUUCGUUGAACGUCUUAAAACGUUUGGAGAAUGCGGAAGACGGUAAAUAUGUCGUUGUUGCUGGUAUCACGCCAACUCCACUGGGUGAGGGCAAAAGUACUACGACAGUUGGUCUGGUACAAGCAUUGGCGGCUCACAAACGCGUCAACGCAAUCGCUUGUUUGCGUCAACCCUCGCAAGGUCCGACAUUUGGCAUCAAAGGAGGUGCCGCAGGCGGUGGAUAUGCCCAAGUUAUCCCCAUGGAAGAAUUCAAUCUGCAUCUCACCGGGGAUAUUCACGCCAUUACUGCAGCGAACAAUCUUCUUGCUGCCCAACUAGAUGCACGUAUGUUCCAUGAGUCACAGCAAACUGACGUCGCAUUGUACGACAGACUUGUACCAAAAAUCAAUGAAACUCGUACUUUCUCGAAAAUUCAACUGCGAAGAUUGCAAAACUUGGGAAUCGAUAAGACGGACCCGAAUGCCCUGACACCCGAUGAAAUUCACAAAUUUGUUCGGUUGGACAUCAAUCCACAUAACGUUGUGCUUAAUCGCGUAAUUGACACGAACGAUCGUUACUUGCGAAAAGUUACAAUUGGGUUGUCUCCAACGGAAAAAGCCGUUACGCGUGACGCCAGUUUCUCCAUAACAGCUGCCAGUGAGAUUAUGGCGAUUUUAGCUUUGGCCAAAAACUUGGACGAUUUGAAGGAGAGGUUGUCGAAAAUGGUUGUUGCCUUUAAUAAAUUAGGAAAACCCGUUACUGCUGACGAUCUUGGAUGCACCGGAGCCAUGGCUGUCCUUCUAAAGGAUGCAAUUGAACCCAAUUUGAUGCAAACUCUUGAAGGUACUCCCGUUCUCGUGCAUGCUGGACCAUUUGCCAAUAUCGCACAUGGCUGUAACUCAAUUGUCGCUGACGAAAUUGCUCUCAAAUUGGUUGGAAAGAACGGAUAUGUGGUCACUGAAGCUGGUUUCGGAUCUGACAUUGGAUUCGAGAAAUUCUGCAAUAUCAAGUGUCGUGCUUCCGGUAAAAAGCCACAUGCAAUGGUCUUGGUAGUGACGAUUCGGGCGUUGAAAAUGCAUGGUGGUGGUCCAAAAGUAGAGCCUGGAAUCCCUUUGAAGAAAGAAUACACAGAAGAGAAUCUGGAUUUGGUGCAAGAAGGUCUUCCAAAUAUGAUUAAACACAUCAUGAAUGGCACAGCACACGGCAUUCCUGUCGUUGUAGCUAUCAACAAACAUGCUACCGACACUGAAGCCGAAAUUGAACUGGUUAAAAGAGUUGCCUUAGAUUAUGAUGCCCAUGCUGCUGUAUUUACCGAUGGAUGGGCUCAAGGUGGAGCUGGAGCAGUUGAGCUAGCCGAUGCCGUUAUCGAAGCAUGCAAAAAAGAAUCUCAAUUUAAAUUCUUGUACGAUCUGGAUAUGUCAAUUGAAGAAAAGAUUCACACUAUUGCCGGCGAAAUGUAUGGAGCCGCAAGUGUUGUGUUUAGUGCAAAAGUAAAGGAAACGAUUCGAGCAUACACAGAAAAGGGGUAUGGAAAAUUACCAAUUUGCAUGGCAAAGACGCAAAACUCGUUGACUGGCGAUCCAGCUAUUAAAAAUGCCCCAACAGGAUUCAAAUUGGUUAUCAAUGAUAUGUUUGUGUCAACUGGAGCUGGCUUUAUUGUCCCUGUUGUAGGUGAGAUUAGUCGAAUGCCCGGUUUGCCAACACGACCCAGCAUUUAUGACAUCGAUUUGAAUACAGAGACAGGAGAAAUUGAGGGUUUGUUUUAAAGAUAAACCACUUUGUUGUUCUUUUGAUAGUCGGUUACGAAAUAAAUUGUGUGUAUUUUCUGUUUUGAAA